This is a messenger RNA of Theobroma umbraticum, 2779 nucleotides long. RefSeq names its product Glycosyl hydrolase family 47 protein. Gene Ontology annotation, cellular component: membrane; endoplasmic reticulum. Gene Ontology annotation, molecular function: calcium ion binding; mannosyl-oligosaccharide 1,2-alpha-mannosidase activity. The record is from RefSeq and is a predicted model, not a curated record. Gene Ontology annotation, biological process: mannose trimming involved in glycoprotein ERAD pathway; endoplasmic reticulum mannose trimming; carbohydrate metabolic process. Lineage: Eukaryota; Viridiplantae; Streptophyta; Magnoliopsida; Malvales; Malvaceae.
UUUAUCUUUUUGAUAAUUUUCACUGUAACUUAAAAAACCCGGCCAGCCAGCCAGCCGUGGUAGUUCAGUUCUCAGUGUUUAGAUUAAAGAACAAAAAGCUAAAAAGAAACAUAAGAGAAAUCCGAACAAGCCGAUGUCGAGACCGAGAUCAUCUCUUUACAAAGAAACGGAGAUUGAAUUCUAAUCUAAAAAUGAAAGCUUUGAACUUGAUUCUUCAGUUUCUGUUAUUUCUUUUGUUGUUUUCUGUACACAAAACAGUCGCAGAAGGUGUCACGCCCGAGGAAGCCAAGCAGCUCAGAGAUGAGGUGCGUGAAAUGUUCUAUCAUGCUUUUGAUGGAUAUAUGGACCAUGCGUUUCCAUUAGAUGAGCUAAGACCUCUAUCGUGUGAAGGAGAAGAUACGCUUGGUGGUUAUGCCUUGACACUGAUUGAUUCUUUAGACACACUGGCUUUACUCAGAGACCGAGAACGCUUUACAGCCUCUGUUGAAUGGAUUGGUAAAAAUCUUCAGUUUGAUAUAAAUAAAACAGUUUCCAUUUUUGAGACCUCCAUCCGGGUCCUUGGAGGUUUACUUUCUGCUCAUCUUAUUGCAAGUGACUAUGCUACGGGCAUGGGAAUUCCUUCCUAUGACAAUCAAUUACUUGACUUAGCUGAAGAUCUGGCCCGGAGAUUAUUACCUGCAUUUGACACACCUACAGGAAUUCCAUUCGGAUCUGUUAAUCUAAAGUAUGGAGUUGAUGAACAUGAAAGCAAGAUAACAUCUACAGCUGGUGGUGGGACUUUGACCCUUGAAUUUGGAGUGCUAAGCCGUUUGACAAAUGAUCCUGUUUUUGAGCGAGUUACAAAGAAUGCUGUGCGAGGCCUAUGGGCUCGCCGUUCAAAGCUUAAUUUAGUUGGUGCUCACAUCAAUGUGUUUACUGGUGAAUGGACACAGAAGGAUGCUGGAAUAGGGACUAGCAUUGACUCCUUUUAUGAGUACCUUCUGAAGGCAUAUUUAUUGUUUGGAGAUGAAGAGUAUUUGUUCAUUUUCCAAGAAGCAUACAGUGCUGCUAUGCACUAUCUUUACAAUGAUCCUUGGUAUGUUGAGGUCAAUAUGGAUUCUGCUGCUAUUGUCUGGCCAUUAUUUAACAGUUUGCAGGCAUUUUGGCCUGGCCUUCAGGUUUUAGCCGGGGAUGUUGAUCCUGCUAUUAGAACACAUACUGCCUUCUUCAGUGUGUGGAAAAGAUAUGGAUUCACUCCUGAGGGUUUUAAUCUUGCUACACUUAGUGUUCAGCAUGGGCAAAAGAGUUACCCCUUGCGUCCCGAGUUAAUAGAAAGCACAUAUUGGCUCUACAAAGCUACCAGAGAUCCCAGAUAUCUGGAUGCUGGACGAGACAUGGUUGCUAGCUUGCAAUAUGGGGCAAGAUGCCCUUGUGGUUAUUGUCAUAUAUCAGAUGUUGAGUUUCACAAGAGAGAAGAUCACAUGGAGAGCUUUUUCCUGGCAGAAACAGUGAAAUACUUGUGGCUUCUUUUCGAUUUGGCCGUGGGUCCAGACAACCUUGUUGAAAAUGGACCAUACAAGUACAUAUUUACAACUGAGGGCCAUUUAUUGCCUGCAACUCCUCAAAUAUCUCUAGUGCAAGAGCAUUGUUCAUAUUUUGGGGCUUAUUGUAAUCAGGGUGACUUUAAACAUGAGCCUCAUGCAUCAGAUGUGUCUGCUGAUUCUCAAGAAACUAAUGGUAGCAGAGUUUCUGGGGGUUGGGUUCGCACUGGGUUUCCAUUGGACUCUUCUUAUCUUGAGGCAUCUCCUGUAUCAGGGCUGAUUAAGGGGCUUUGCCCAGGACUAACUCAUGGGCAGAAGUACGGCAUUUCAUAUCUGGCUUCAGUUGAUACAACUCAUGAAGAUAAUUCUGCAAAACAAAAAGAUACCCUGGUUCAAAGCCAUGCUUUAAUUGUUGUUUCUGACCAUAGUGCUAAUCAAUCACUAUCUGGUGACAACAAUGAUGACAAUGUUGAAGAAUCAAGUGAGAGGGAACCAGAGCAUGAUCCAUCUCAAUCAUGAAAAGGCUUCUUUGUGUCUAUAACAAACUACACAAUGAAACCAGGUCUCAGCUCUUUCCUAUGUGCUAUUUCCCCUGAACAAUCCGUGACAGUUACCGAUGAAUCUUGGCCGGUCCGAUCUGAUUUAGGCUUCUAACCUGAUGCUUACGACUGAUUGCCCUUCUCCGCUUUGACAGCAUGUAUACUAUAAUCAAUAGGUUCAAGCAAUUCAGCAACUGUCUAUAAAAUGAGUAUAUUUGAGGUUAGAGUUACAAAAUGCAAGAUGAAGCGGGUCUGCAUGAUCACUGUUUCUGUUCGUUAUGCUGGCUGUGAUGUGGAGAAAUGAAAAUGGGCACCUGUUUACUUACAAGAGCCCUUGUAACUUAGCAAAAUUUAACAGAACUUCUGUACAUUUUUUUUAUAGUUGCUCCCUAAGUACCAUUACAGUGGUGAGGCACUCAUCCGGGAUUGCUGGAAGACCAUAGUCCGGAAGUUGCUCGAGGAAGACAACCAGUUUAAUUGGAUAUCAUUUUGAUGCGGCCAUUGAUGCAGGGCUCUCAAAAGGGUCUCUUUCGUUUGAGGAAUUUAAUCUUGGAAAUGAUCACACCAUUGGAUUCAAACAAACUAUACUAAAACUAUAAAGAAAGUUUGGAUAGAUGAUGGAUUCUCAUAAUGUUUGAUUCUUUCUGUUAGAUGCAAUCAUAGGGAUUGGUCGAAUGAAGCCUAAAAUUCUUUGGUGUUAAAGAAUUUAAUGAAAAAAAA